Glycine soja is the source of this 779-nucleotide messenger RNA. RefSeq lists its product as uncharacterized. Gene Ontology annotation, molecular function: actin binding. The record is from RefSeq and is a predicted model, not a curated record. The transcript has 6 exons. Lineage: Eukaryota; Viridiplantae; Streptophyta; Magnoliopsida; Fabales; Fabaceae. Bases 151 to 594 code for a protein of 147 amino acids.
UUCAGGAACGAGGUAGAAAUAGAAAAUUACUCUUUAUUGUACUCCUGGCACCCGUACCGCACUUGAGAUUCAAACGCUGUGUUCUUGAAGUGGUUAAGGGCAGGGCACUCUCUGCAUCUUCCUGUACUGUAUCAAGACGCAAUCAACGCAAUGGAUUGGGCUUUUGUGCAUAAAACCUGGGAUAAGUGGGCUUCUACGAACAUUGGUUAUUCUGGUCAUCCGUUAAAAGCUGCUUUGCUUAUUAAUUAUGACCCGACUGGACCAUCUCGAUUAUUAUCUACCAUUGCUGAGCAAGAAGGGAUGAGAGCCAAUCCCAUUGAAUUGAGUCACUUUGUGGACUUCAUCAAACAAAAUAAACUCCAGACAGAGCUCUUCAUUAUUGGGUCCAAUCAGUACUUGAUCACGUCAAUUCAUGAGAACUGGUUUAGUGCAAGGUGUAUAAACACAUCAAAGCCUGCUGGUGAAGGUGCUAUUGUUAUACAAACAGCAGCUUAUAUCUUGGUUGCUAUGUACGAAGGUUCCAUUGGUCCAGCAUCUAGGGCUAUGGCAGCUGCUGAUCAGUUAACUUGGCAAUUAGGGCGAAAAAAUCUUUAAAUUAAUCCUUCAGAUCUGUAGCAUGCACUUACCAAAGGGAUAAUUUUUCUGUUUUCACUCCGAUUUUUGUUUAGAUGGUUGCCGCUAAGUAUCUUGGUGGUAGAAUCAUUACAGGUCCUGCCAUUAUGUAUGAUAUACGUUUUGAAAUAGAUGAGUUGAUAGAUCUGCUUUCGAUCUUUGUUAAA